GGUUUGUUUUUUCCCGGGCUAUGAAUAAUGGGCCUGUUGGCUCUAAAUUGAGCCUAGUGGGCUGGGCAAUAACUAAGGCUUUGUUUGGGUUCGGUCAUGCAAGUUUAUUAUCCGUCUCUCUGCUUCACAAGUUUAUGAUCAUUUUUAUCAUUCUUGUACAGAGCUUCAAAACUAAGACAAGGAUAGAUAUAUCAUAUAUGUAUACGCUCACAGCUAUUUCUCCUGCAUUCUUAAUGCCAAGAAAAUGUAGAGCUGCAAUGCAUUUUACGGUUUCCGCAAGCGAUUUCCCUCCGUUUUUACCUAAAGAAGUUCAAAAUAUUGAAGACCCUUUUGCAAGAAAGUUGGCUACAAGAAUUGAAAGGCUUCCUGUCCAGGUUAAGUUCUCCAACCAAGAAAUUUGUAUCAUGAGUAGCUGUGUGAAGCCACAAAUACAAAGCCAGACAAGUCCAGUUGUUCUUCUUCAUGGUUUUGAUAGUUCCUGUUUAGAAUGGAGAUACACAUUACCAAUGCUUGAGGAAUCUGGUUUAGAGACUUGGGCUAUUGACAUUCUUGGCUGGGGCUUCUCUGAUUUAGAAGAACUGCCAUCAUGCGAUGUUGCAUCUAAGCGCAAUCAUUUGUAUCAGUUCUGGAGAUCCCACAUAAGAAGGCCUGUCAUCAUGGUUGGACCGAGCCUUGGUGCUGCUGUUGCGAUUGACUUUGCUGUCAACUACCCGGAAGCUGUAGAUAAACUGGUUUUGAUUGAUGCAAGUGUGUAUGCGGAAGGCACAGGAGACCUAGCAAAGUUGCAGAAACCAUUAGCAUAUGCUGGGGUUUAUUUAUUGAAGAGUGUCCCCCUUCGCUUAUAUGCUAAUUUUCUGAGCUUCAGUGGUAUAGCAUUGAGUACAGCAAUAGACUGGAUGAAGGUGGGCCGCCUACAUUGUCUGUAUCCUUGGUGGGAAGAUGCAACUGUGAAUUUUAUGACUAGUGGUGGCUAUAGUGUUAUUUCUCAGAUAAAGAAGGUUGAAAAGAGGACACUGAUAAUUUGGGGCGAGGAUGAUCAGAUUGUAAGCAACAAACUAGGGGUGAGAUUACACUGCGAACUUCCGAAUGCGACCAUCCGACAGAUACCAGAUUGUGGACACAUUCCUCAUGUGGAAAAACCUGAUUCUGUAUCCAAAUUGAUCAUGGAGUUUGUCGGAGAAGACGUUUAUAAAGAGGUUCAGACCGCUGCUCUCUAAUGAAAGUCUACAUUUUUCUGCAGCUUACUGUUUCUUAGGUUCUUUCCAUAGCAUUUAGUACCCCGGAAUUGCGUUUAUCCAUACAUCAUUAUUCGAAUCGAUAAAUUCAAUAUAGUUGAAGUUUGUACAAUGAUCAUUUGAACUAACCCUCAAGAGAAUUUCUUGAUUUAAUAUCUAAAAAACAUUAGACAUAAA
Mercurialis annua (annual mercury) is the source of this 1412-nucleotide messenger RNA. RefSeq names its product alpha/beta hydrolase domain-containing protein VTE7. The record is from RefSeq and is a predicted model, not a curated record. Gene Ontology annotation, molecular function: catalytic activity. The transcript has 10 exons. The coding region runs from base 21 to 1217 and encodes 398 amino acids. NCBI's taxonomy places the organism in Eukaryota, Viridiplantae, Streptophyta, Magnoliopsida, Malpighiales, Euphorbiaceae.